AUGACUCUUGGUGCUCCCCUCCCCGAUACUGUUUGCUCCUUGUCUGCAGCGCCGGGGCUGUCAGCCGUCCCUGCUUCUGGCAAUUUGAGAUACUUCCAUAUCGAGUUAGAGGGACCAGACGGCACCCCUUACGAGAAGGGUUAUUACAAGUUGGAGAUGUUUUUACCCGAGGGGUAUCCUAUGGAGCCUCCAAAGGUCCGUUUCCUAACGAAGAUAUAUCAUCCAAAUAUCGAUAAGUUGGGUCGUAUAUGUUUGGGUAUUCUCAAGGAUAAAUGGUCCCCGGCACUUCAAAUGAGGACCGUCCUACUCUCCAUUCAAGCAUUGCUGUCCGCCCCUGAGCUCGCUGAUCCCCUGGAAACCGGUGUCGCUGAGCAUUUCAAACACAAUAGGGCAGAAGCGGACAACGUUGGUGAUAAGAUCGAUGAGCUCCUCGACGCGUUGAUCCCUAAUGAGACUUCUCCGAAUCGCACCAGAAGCGUGGGGCGGCCGCCUAAAGAGUCAGCGCUGGAAGAUCACGAAUGGGUCCUCGUUGAGCGGCCCUCCGACGGCCUAUCACCUCAUAGUUCUGCUGGUAUUAUGCACAAGUAG
This is a messenger RNA of Perkinsus marinus ATCC 50983, 588 nucleotides long. RefSeq names its product ubiquitin-conjugating enzyme E2-17 kDa, putative. Lineage: Eukaryota; Perkinsozoa; Perkinsida; Perkinsidae. The transcript has 5 exons. The record is from RefSeq and is a predicted model, not a curated record. Gene Ontology annotation, molecular function: ubiquitin conjugating enzyme activity. Bases 1 to 588 code for a protein of 195 amino acids. Gene Ontology annotation, cellular component: nucleus. Gene Ontology annotation, biological process: protein K63-linked ubiquitination; DNA damage tolerance.